This is a messenger RNA of Hemibagrus wyckioides, 8197 nucleotides long. It is a transcript of the gene arsib, whose product is annotated as arylsulfatase family, member Ib. NCBI's taxonomy places the organism in Eukaryota, Metazoa, Chordata, Actinopteri, Siluriformes, Bagridae. The transcript has 2 exons. The record is from RefSeq and is a predicted model, not a curated record. The coding region runs from base 674 to 2377 and encodes 567 amino acids.
UUCUCACGUCAGAGCAGGAGUUGGAGAAGUUGGAUGAGACAGAGACACCAGAGAGCUGGAGGAGAAUAAAACCAGCAGAAACCUUGAGGACUGAGCGGCAGUGUGUUUGUGUAAAGCUUUUUCUUCUUUCUCAUUCUCCACUUUUACACUGUGAUGAAUUUUGCACUGAUCUGCUGGAUGUGGAACCAGCUCCUCGCUUUAUCUGUGAUUUUUUUCUUGGUGCUGCUGCAUUGUAAAGAAGAACUUUCGAGGCUUAAAGUGGAGUUUUUGGUGUUUCUCAGUGUGUGAUUUUAUAAUCAGAGACUCAACUCGAGGAGCUGAGGAUUAAACAACUGUCACACACCAGGAGAAGCAGCUCGGUGCUGAGAUUUAAACUCACGACCUUCUGCUCUGUAGCUGAAAUCCUCACCCAGCGAGUCACCACGUGCAUGGCAUGAAGUGUUUUUUGUGCUUUCUGGACUAGACAGACGGUGGAUUUAACUCACGGAUGUCCUUAAGGAGACGUUAUGAAAAUAAACAAAGUAGAUUUUAGAGGACUGAGAAAAACCCGAAAGCCUUCUGGACCUUUAACUCGACCCGUGUUCCUCACAGCUCUUUCUCGUCUCUAUAGACGUGUGUAAUUUUCCCCUUGGACCCCCUCGGCAGCACCCCCUCACCACACCCAUCCCCUGCCAUGUUGUCCCUGUGUGUUCUGUUUGUUGUGUUGGACCUGGGCGGAGCUCUGUGGGACUGGAUGAAACCCAAUCAGGUGGAGAGCAAGUCAGAGCGUUUUGGCGGUGUGUUUAAACCCAGAUCUCCUCCUCACAUCAUCUUCAUCCUGACUGAUGAUCAGGGCUUUAACGAUAUCGGAUACCAUAGUGCCGAGCUGCACACCCCUACUCUGGACAAGCUGGCAGCUGAAGGAGUCCGACUGGAGAAUUAUUAUGUCCAGCCGCUGUGUACGCCGUCGCGCAGCCAGCUCAUCACGGGCAGAUAUCAGAUCCACACAGGCCUCCAGCAUUCCAUCAUCCGUCCCCGUCAGCCGAGCUGUGUUCCUCUGAACACCUCCACACUCCCGCAGCGUCUUCAGGAAGCCGGUUACUCCACCCACAUGGUAGGAAAAUGGCACCUGGGCUUCUACCGUAAGCACUGCCUCCCGACGCGCCGCGGCUUCCACACCUUCUUUGGCUCACUGACAGGAAGCGUGGAUUAUUACACCUUCGACUCGUGUGAUGGGAAAUCUCUGUGCGGCUUUGACCUGCAUGACGGAGACUCGCUAGCGUGGAGUAAAGCAGGAAAAUACUCCACUCACCUGUACACGCAGAGAGUGCGCAAGAUUUUAGCAACACACGAUCCAUCUCAGCCCAUUUUCAUUUUCCUGUCCCUUCAGGCGGCUCACGCACCUUUAAAACCGCCCAAAUCGUAUAUUUAUCCGUAUCGCCGCAUGGGGAACGUCCCACGCAGGAAAUAUGCGGCCACCAUCUCCAUCGUGGACGAGGCAGUGCACAACAUCACGUAUGCGCUACGCAAAUAUGGCUACUAUCGCAAUUCCGUCAUCAUUUUUUCCACGGAUAAUGGAGCGCAGCCCUUCACCGGAGGGAGCAACUGGCCCUUAAGAGGGCGCAAGGGGACUUACUGGGAGGGUGGAGUCAGAGCGCUGGGGUUUGUGCACAGCCCACUAAUACGCUACAAGCGUAGGAUUAGCAAAGCGCUAAUCCACAUCACGGACUGGUUCCCGACUCUCGUACGUUUGGCUGGAGGAGACGUCUCACAGAAUGAGAAGCUGGACGGUUUUGACGUUUGGCCCGUUAUCAGCGAGAGUAAAGCAUCUCCCAGGUACGAGAUCUUACACAACAUUGAUCCUCUACACCGGAGAGGGUUAGGGUCGCUGCAGGAAGGCAAGGGAUUGUGGGAUACAGCGGUCCAGGCGGCUAUAAGAGUGGGAGAUUGGAAACUUCUGACAGGAGAUCCGGGUCACGGGGACUGGAUCCCACCUCAGGUGUUAAGCAGCUUCCCUACUGGAUGGUGGAACCUGGAGCGAGGAAACGUGGACAAGGAGAAGAAGUCGAUCUGGCUCUUUAACAUCACGGCAGAUCCAUGCGAGAGGAACGACCUCACGGAGAACCGACCCGACGUGGUGAAGAAGCUCCUCCGGCGCCUGGCUUUCUACAACAGCACAGCCACAGCGGUCCGAUACCCACCAGACGACCCGCGGGCCAACCCACAGAACAACGGUGGGGCCUGGAGACCCUGGGUGAAAGACGAGGAGAGUGAGAUGAACUGGGACGGAGUCUACUACAAACGAGGAAGGAACCGGAAGAGGAAGAAGUGCAGGCUCUGCAACAUCCAAUCAUUCUUCAAGAAGCUCAACAAAAAGAUCCUGACCAGUAGAAUCUGAGGAGAUCUGGAACCUCCUCACCGAGUCAUGUCACUCUACAGACACUCGAUAAAAGUCAGAAGAACCCAGACAUCUGAUUUCAUACAGGCUCAAGGGUUCUAGAUCUGAAACCUGUGGAGAUGUUUCCUCACUGUCUGAACAAGUGCUUCCUAAAGAUGUUCUUCUCUGAACCUUUUCUGAAACAAAAACCCACUUUACUGCACAUUUUCACUUUACCAGUUCAGAGUUAAUUAGGUUUAAAUAUUAGCAGGACAACUGACGAGUGGAGGGUCUGCAAAAAACACCUCUGUUCUUCAGCCUUAAAGCUUAAUUAACACUUCAGCCUGAAAAAAAACACAGAGGUCAUUUAUUAUAAUUUACUUCCUUACACUUGCACCCAAGGUAAGGUUAAUGUUACUAAUAAUGGAAGCUAACUACCAGUUUAGCAUCAGGUGAACCGUAUAAUCAUCACACGCUGUCCCCCACACGCUGUCCCCCACACGCUCUCCCCCACACGCUCUCCCCCAGACGCUGUCCCACAGACGCUCUCCCCCACACGCUGUCCCCCACACGCUCUCCCCCACACGCUGUCCCCCACACGCUCUCCCACAGACGCUCUCCCCCACACGCUGUCCCCCACACGCUGUCGCCCACAAGCUCUCCCACACGCUGUCCCCCACACCUUCUCCCCCACACGCUGUCCCCCACACGCUCUCCCCCACACGCUCUCCCCCACACGCUCUCCCCCACACGCUCUCCCACAGAUGCUCUCCCCCACACGCUCUCCCCCACACGCUCUCCCACAGACGCUCUCCCCCACACGCUGUCCCCACACGCUCUCCCCACACGCACUCCCCCACACGCUCUCCCCACACGCACUCCCCCACACGCUCUCCCCACACGCACUCCCCCACACGCUCUCUCCCCCACACACUCAACACGACAGUUUGUGUUUAAUCGGUUUUGUAAAACAGAAACAUGGAGUUAUAUUAAACAGAAAAGAAUAUCUGAAUUUACAGAAAGUCUGUAGUUAAAUGUGUGUGUAGUUUAUGACACACAGAGCAGAUCCAUGUGGGCGUGGCAUUCCUCAUUCUGUGGGCGUGAAAUUCCACAUUCUGUGGGCGUGGUAAUUGUUCUUCAUGUGGGCGUGGCUUUCCUCUCUAACACGCGUUGUGUUUGUCAGCAGUUCGUCACUGAAAACUUCUGAUUGAAAGAAUUUAGUAAAUUUAUACAGCCUUCAUUUCUGAGAAAUCCAAACAUACACUUACACACACACACACACUUUAUAUCAAUUCCAACAAAGACUCCUCUUUCACUGGAAUGUGACUGUAAUCAGAACACAGUGGGGUUUUACUCUGAGCCUCGAGGCAAGAGGAAAUAUUUUACACUUUAAGACACUGAUGUAACUGUUGAUGAUGUUUAUUAAUCAACUCGUAUCUCAGACACCACAUCAUCAUGGAAACGUUAGGGACAUUAGAGCUGUAAAAAACACAGAGCUACAUACCCAUAGAACCACAGACCCUCAGUACCACAGACCCAGAACCACAGACCCACAGAAACAAAGAACCACAGAGCUACAGAACCACGGAAACACAGACCCAGAACCACAGAAACACAGACUCAGAACCACAAACCCACAGAAACACAAAGCUACAGAAUCACAGACCCUUAGAAACAUAGAACCAAAGAACCACAGACCCAGAACUACAGAAACACAGACCCACAGAAACACAGACCCAGAACUACAGAGCUACAGAAACACAGACCCACAGGAACACAGAAACACAGAGCUACAGAGCUAAAGACCCACAGAGCUACAGAAACACAGAGCUACAGAACCACAGAGCUACAGACCCACAGAAACAGAGCUACAGAAACACAGAGCUACAGACCCACAGAGCUACAGAAACACAGAGCUACAGACCCACAGAGCUACAGAAACACAGAGCUACAGAGCUACAGAAACACAGAGCUACAGAAACACAGAGCUACAGACCCACAGAGCUACAGAGCUACAGAAACACAGAGCUACAGACCCACAGAGCUACAGACCCACAGAGCUACAGAAACACAGAGCUACAGAAACACAGAGCUACAGACCCACAGAGCUACAGACCCACAGAGCUACAGAAACACAGAGCUACAGACCCACAGAGCUACAGAAACACAGAGCUACAGACCCACAGAGCUACAGAAACACAGAGCUACAGAAACACAGAGCUACAGAAACACAGAGCUACAGACCCACAGAGCUACAGAAACACAGAGCUACAGACCCACAGAGCUACAGACCCACAGAGCUACAGAAACACAGAGCUACAGAAACACAGAGCUACAGAAACACAGAGCUACAGACCCACAGAGCUACAGACCCACAGAGCUACAGAAACACAGAGCUACAGAAACACAGAGCUACAGACCCACAGAGCUACAGAAACACAGAGCUACAGACCCACAGAGCUACAGAAACACAGAGCUACAGAAACACAGAGCUACAGACCCACAGAGCUACAGAAACACAGAGCUACAGACCCACAGAGCUACAGAAACACAGAGCUACAGACCCACAGAGCUACAGACCCACAGAGCUACAGAAACACAGAGCUACAGACCCACAGAGCUACAGAAACACAGAGCUACAGACCCACAGAGCUACAGAAACACAGAGCUACAGAAACACAGAGCUACAGACCCACAGAGCUACAGACCCACAGAGCUACAGAAACACAGAGCUACAGACCCACAGAGCUACAGACCCACAGAGCUACAGAAACACAGAGCUACAGAAACACAGAGCUACAGACCCACAGAGCUACAGAAACACAGAGCUACAGACCCACAGAGCUACAGAAACACAGAGCUACAGACCCACAGAGCUACAGACCCACAGAGCUACAGAAACACAGUGAAGUCACAUAUCUCUAGUGCUUUGUUCUGAUCUCGUUCAUUCUCUUACUGUGAACUUUGUUUGAGAAAGUGGAAGUGAGUUUGGUUUAAAUAAAAAAAAAAACCUUGUUUAUGUAAAAGGACUGAAAGACAUUUUACUCUUCAGGAUAAACCACUGUUCCUUAUAAUGAGAUGUGAUGAGUACGUCUGUGAUGAUGAUUAUGUCUGUGAUGAUUACAUCUGUGAUGAAUACGUUUGUGAUGAUUACGUGUGUGAUGAUUACGUCUGUGAUGAUUACAUCUGUGAUUAUUACAUCUGUGAUGAGUACGUCUGUGAUGAUUACAUCUGUGAUGAGUACGUCUGUGAUGAUUACGUCUGUGAUGAGUACAUCUGUGAUGAUUACGUCUGUGAUUAUUACAUCUUUGAUGAUGAUUACGUCUGUGAUGAUUACGUCUGUGAUGAUUAUGUCUGUGAUUAUUACGUCUGUGAUUAUUACGUCUAUGAUUACUAUGUCUGUGAUGAUGAUUAUGUCUGUGAUGAUGAUUAUGUCUGUGAUGAUGAUUACAUCUGUGAUGAUUACGUCUGUGAUGAUUACAUCUUUGAUGAUGAUUACGUCUGUGAUGAUUACGUCUGUGAUGAUUAUGUCUGUGAUUAUUACGUCUGUGAUUAUUACGUCUAUGAUUACUAUGUCUGUGAUGAUGAUUAUGUCUGUGAUGAUGAUUAUGUCUGUGAUGAUUACAUCUGUGAUGAUUACGUCUGUGAUUAUUACGUCUGUGAUGAUGAUUACGUCUGUGAUUAUUACGUCUGUGAUUAUUAUGUCUGUGAUUAUUACGUCUGUGGUUAUGAUCACGUCUGUGAUGAUUAUGUCUGUGAUGAUUACAUCUGUGAUGAUGAUCAUGUCUGUGAUGAUUACGUCUGUGAUGUUUAUGUCUAUGAUGAUUAUGUCUGUGGUGAUGAUCACAUCUGUGAUGAUCACGUCUGUGAUGAUUAUGUCUGUGAUUGUUACGUCUGUGAUGAUGAUUAGGUCUGUGAUGAUUAUGUCUGUGAUGAUCACGUCUGUGAUGAUGAUUAGGUCUGUGAUGAUUACGUUUGUGAUGAUCACGUCUGUGAUGAUCACGUCUGUGAUGAUUAGGUCUGUGAUGAUGAUUACGUCUGUGAUGAUCACGUCUGUGAUAGUUACAUCUGUGAUGAUUACAUCUGUGGUGAUGAUUAUGUCUGUGAUUAUUACGUCUGUGAUUAUUACAUCUGUGAUGAUGAUUACGUCUGUAAUUAUUACGUCUGUGAUGAUUACGUCUGUGAUGAUGAUUACGUCUGUGAUGAUGAUCACCUCUGGGGUGAUUACGUCUGUGAUGAUGAUCACGUCUAUGAUGAUAGUUACGUCUGUGAUGUUUUGUUUGUGAUGAUUACGUCUGUGAUGAUUACGUCUGCGAUUAUUACAUCUGUGAUGAUCACGUCUGUGAUAGUUACAUCUGUGAUGAUGAUUACGUCUGUGAUGAUAGUUACGUCUGUGAUGAUCACGUCUGUGAUGAUGAUUAUGUCUGUGAUGACGUCUGUGAUGAUUACGUCUGUGACUACGUCUGUGAUGAUUAUGUCUGUGAUUGCGUCUGUGAUUACGUCUGUGAUUACGUCUGUGAUGAUGAUUACAUCUGUGAUUACGUCUGUAAUGAUGAUUACAUCUGUGAUGAUUACAUCUGAGUACAUCUGUGAUGAUGAUUACAUGUGAUUACAUCUAUGAUGAUGAUUACAUCUGUGAUUAUGUCCGUAAUGAUGAUUACGUCUGUGAUUAUGUCCGUAAUGAUGAUUACGUCUGUGAUUAUGUCCGUAACGAUGAUUACGUCCGUAAUGAUGAUUACGUCCGUGAUGAUGAUUACGUCUGUGAUGAUGAUUACGUCUGUGAUGAUGAUUAUGUCUGUGAUUAUGUCUGUAAUGAUGAUUACGUCUGUGAUUAUGUCCGUAAUGAUGAUUAUGUCCGUAAUGAUGAUUGUCUGUGAUGAUGAUUACGUUUGUGAUUACAUACUGUAAUCACUGUCUGUGAUUACGUCUGUGAUGAUGAUUAUGUCUGUGAUUUCGUCUGUGAUGAUGAUGUCUGUGAUGUUGAUUAUGUCUGUGAUUACGUCUGUAAUGAUUACAUCUGUGAUUGCGGCUGUGAUGAUGAUCAGGUCUGUGAUGAUGUCUGUGAUGCUGAUUACGUCUGUGAUUAUGUCUGUGUUGAUGAUUGUGUCUGUGAUUACGUCUGUGAUGAUGAUUUCGUCUGUGAUUACGUCUGUAAAGAUGAUUACGUCUGUGAUUACGUCUGUGAUGAUGAUCACGUCUGUGAUGAUGAAUACGUCUGUUACGUAUCUUGAAAAACUUUUUUCUCAAAAUAACAAAAUUUUGUUAGAGACGUUGUGUUACUGAUACACACCACUUCACUUUCAUUAGUGUCUUUACUGUAAACCUGUAAUAAUUAACACACAGUGUUUGUGUUUGUGUGUGUAAUGUCAGUGUUGAACUUGUUCAACACACGUGUGUUAUGAUCAUUAAUGAUGAACUAUAUGGCGUGUAACGACACGUGUCCUGCAGGAACUUCUUGUAGAAUUUGCUCCAUGAGAUUCUCGUCUCUGUAUUGAAACUCGUCUGUUCCAUCGCUUUGACCUCCUUCUCCUCGGACUCUGUUCUUCACUGUGUCCACCUCAUUCCUGACCCUAACCCCGGGGUCAUUAUUUUACUCUGAGGAACCAUUGUUCUUCUCUGUCGUGUUAGCAUUAGUGUUGUAGCUUCAGUACUUCAUUUAUUGUCUGAUCUCAUUCUCAGCCUUUUACAUCACUGGCUUCUGAUUGGUCAGGAACAACAGCUCAGACUGGCUAACUGUUACCUCAGGAACAUGUCAUUGACAUUCCACAGUGUUAUAAACAGAUAUAAACUAUAAACAGAUAAAAAGUCUGACUUGAUAUUAAAUAAAUCUAACAUGUGUAA